AUGGCUCUUCCCUUCCUCGUCAUCUCCCGUGCUCCGUCACUGGCCCUCUUCGGCACGCUCGAAGCCGGCCUCGGCUACUUCGUCUACUCGCAGUGGAAGAAGCCCAGCAUGAUCACCGGCCCCUUGCCCACUGCCAUCCCCAAGGGCUACAUCGGCAAGGCCAGGUUUCAGCCGCACGAGGCGCCCCAGUCCAUCCACAUCGCGCACUCGCUCCGCCACUAG
This is a messenger RNA of Trametes versicolor FP-101664 SS1, 222 nucleotides long. RefSeq lists its product as uncharacterized. Bases 1 to 222 code for a protein of 73 amino acids. Lineage: Eukaryota; Fungi; Basidiomycota; Agaricomycetes; Polyporales; Polyporaceae. The transcript has 3 exons. The record is from RefSeq and is a predicted model, not a curated record.